Messenger RNA from Folsomia candida, 2757 nucleotides. Its product is annotated as phenoloxidase 3. The transcript is spliced from 14 exons. Bases 1 to 2331 code for a protein of 776 amino acids. The record is from RefSeq and is a predicted model, not a curated record. NCBI's taxonomy places the organism in Eukaryota, Metazoa, Arthropoda, Collembola, Entomobryomorpha, Isotomidae.
AUGUGCCCGAUUUUAAUCCUGGUCCUAAUUUCCCAAACGUUAUUACUUCCUGCAUGUGGGAAGCCGCACGACGCCGAUUUCGACUGGGAACAAGGCCUCAACUCUGUCGAUAGUGGUGAUAACCUGGACGGUUUCGACGAGGAAGAUCUGUCCGAAUUUUGCACGAUUAAUAAGAAACCUUACGGGAGAAGCUUAUCUAAACCGCAAGAUGUCGAAUUAAUCCACUUGCUCACGAAUGAUUUUGUCGCUACCGGAACAAGAGGCGGGGCAAAAACUAAAGAGGAUAAAAUCGUCGACGAUGCAUUAGCCGGAUGCCCAACGACCGAAAAAACUACACCUUUCAUAGAUAUGGAUCCCGGUUUCAGAAGCGUUUCUAGAAAAAUCGUUAACGCAUUGGCGGCCCAAAAAACUAGGAAGGACGUGGAAAAGUUGGCCGCCGCUUUCAAAGCUGAUCCUCGCGUGAAUUAUCACCUCUUUUGGAACAGUUUUAUGAAAGCGAUACAAGUUCGAGACGACUUUAGAGGGGCUGAGUUGCCAUUGGGAGUGGAGUUUCAACCGGAAAUGUUCAUCCCCUCGGAAGUUAUGACGCAAAUAACGUCCACCAAAGAUGACAGUGAUAAGGAAGUAUUUCUUAUCGACGAAUCCCUCGGGAAACGAAAUGGCAAAGAAAAUCUGUUGUUCUAUUUCCGCGAAGAUAUCGGAUUGAACUCACAUCAUCAAUAUUGGCACUUAUCCCACGCGUUCGACUCGAAACGAAAAUGUACCCCGAAGGACAAGAACGUGUACAAUUGUCAUGAGGACAGACGGGGAGAGUUGUUUUGGCUUAUGCAUAAAACAAUACUGUCAAGGUACCACAUGGACCGCUUAGCUGUUUGCCUCCCUGAUUUGGAAGAAUAUCGAUUAACACUUGGCGGCGUUAUUAAUACCGCAUAUUAUCCUGUCGUGAAGUUGAAACCGGACGGAACCACGGUGUGGGGCGAGAGACCGGAAGGGAUGCAAUGGCCGGAGGCAAUUGUGCUUACAAACGACGACGCCAAGCCUGGCGUUUGUAACACAACUACUCUCAAGACGGAAGACCUCGUACGAAAUUUGUACCAUAUUUACGGUGCCAUCAAUGAAGGCAGAUAUGUCGAUACGAAGAAAAAAUCUUUUGCUUUAACCCUCGACGUGUUAGGAAACAUGCACGAAGGGUCGGAUCUAACCCCGAAUUUCGACGUUUAUGGGACCGUGCAUAAUAUGGGACAUUUGUUCAUUGCACAACUAACUAAUAGCAAAGAUACCACUGGAGUUAUGGGGGAUACGUCAACCGCGAUGAGAGACCCAAUGUUUUAUCGGUGGCAUUAUUUUGUGUCAAACAACAUCGACGAAUUUCUCCGCACGCUGCCACCGCAUGAGGCUGACAAGGGAGAAUUUCCCUUUCUCUGGAAGGACGUUAUGGUGGAAUCCGUCGCCAUAGAGGAAGUUAAGAGUUGCCUGACAACAUCAAAUUCGCUCAACACCUUUUUUAAAAAACAACAAGUAAAGAUAACCAUUCCGAGGUUGAACACGACGAAACGGCUCCUCUUCAAGUCUCUGGAUCACAGAGAUUUUAACUACGUCAUCAAAGUCCAAAACAAAGGGAAACAGAAAGUUAAGGGAACAGUGCGAAUAUUUAUUGCACCCGUUCACCGAAUCGGUACCACAGAGUCGAGCCGGAUGUCAUUGUUAGAGCAGAGAAAACAUAUCUUUCCCCUCGAUAUUUAUAACGUUGAUAUAAAACCUGGCAAGCAAACUAUUACGCGAUCGUCACUCGAUUCGACGGUUACGACGGCACGAACAAUCGGUGGCUCCCUCGAUGGCGCGUCCAUCUUUAACUGUAAGGACAACCGAUGUGGGUGUGGCGUUCCGCACAAUCUUCUCAUCCCCAGAGGCCGGGAGGGGUCCGGGAUGCAAUUUGAGGUCAUCGUGCUCAUCACGGACGGGAAAAAGUACGUAUGGGAUUUUGACAAGGAGAAAGAUGAGAAAAUCAGUGGGUGCAAAUUGGCACCCGUUCUUUGCAGCCUGCCCGGUUUUGGGGGGAGAAAGUACCCGGAUUUGACUCUUCCGAUGGGAUAUCCGUUUGACCGAUUGCCUUUCAAAGCGCCAGCGGAUGUUCAGCUCAGCCAUCAACGGCGUGUCGAGACGAUGGAGGACUAUGUCAAGGCGGUGGCAAAUAUGGGCUUGGCGAGGAUAACAAUCACCCAUCAUAACUUAUUUGUCAAACGACAAGACUGGAACAGCAGAGAAAAUGCGCAAGACAUCAAACAAAGGCACCGAACACACAUGUGUCCCAAUUGGGUCAAAAAUUUGUGAGAAUUCUCGAAAUGGGAUUAUCAAAAAUGCAGGGAUUCUAUUUAGUCGUUAUCUUUGUAACAAAUUGUCAAAUAUUUCUAAAUAUGUACAUUAAUUUAGUAUUACUUAUCCGCGUACUUCAUUUUCAUAAUGCUAGGUUACCUAUAAUUUUUAAAUUAAAUAAAUGGACAUGUAGGAGGUUUGAAUAAAUUGUUUUGCAUACAAAUGCUUCAUCCGCAAAUUUAAUUGGUACAUCAAUGCAUCAUAUUCAAAAACCGUAAGUCUGUAUUUUUAAUCAUUGGAAACUUACAUUUAUUUAUUUUUGUGCAGACAUAUUUUUUUAACUCGUAACUUUUAUUGUUUAAGUAAAUAUUUAUUAAAAUAUCACAAUUCAUCAUUUCUCCGAUAAUCGAAUAUUAUUUCAGAAAAAUUGGAAACUAAAAUUUA